Molecule: messenger RNA, 3348 nt
Organism: Alternaria incomplexa
Lineage: Eukaryota; Fungi; Ascomycota; Dothideomycetes; Pleosporales; Pleosporaceae
Exons: 2
Coding region: 1-3348 (1115 amino acids)
Biological process (GO): monoatomic ion transport; transmembrane transport
Cellular component (GO): membrane
Molecular function (GO): monoatomic ion channel activity
Source: RefSeq, a predicted model, not a curated record
AUGUUCGCCUCAUUCUUCCCCCAAAAGUCACGCCGGCCCUCUGAGACGACGCCUUUGCUUGCGGCCAUCAACCGCUACCGCCGCCGCCAGAAUGGACAGGACUCGGAAGACGACGAGGACGAGCAGGAUGCCCUAGCGCAGUAUGAGGGCGAGGACGACGACGAAAACGAAGACCGCCAGCGGGAUGGACCCUUGCUGCCCGUCUUUUCUUCUGAAGUAUUGGAUCGCAUACCCAUUUACAACACCACGCAUGCGAUCCGGAUAAUCCUCGUCCAGCGAUGCGAAACGACGUUGUCAUGGGACCAGCUGCGCUCCCCGCAGGUGUCGCAGUUCCUCGUCAAGCCCAUCCAGCAGCAGAUUCGCUCCGACCAGUUCUCGCGCGGUCUCCUGUACUGCCUGCUCGCCAACUGCCUACAGUUCAAGAAGGAGGGAGAGGAGAACCCCGGCAAUGUGGGCGUCAGCAAGACGCGGGCGCUCAUAUGCGAGCUGCUGGCUAUGCGCCUGCUCAAGGAGUUCUCCACGCGCGAGCUCAUCGAUGCCCUCUCCUACGACUUCGACCCGCUCCAGGGCAUGAUGGUGCAGGGACGCGGCAACAACACCCCCGGCGGCGCAAACUGGUCGCGACAGGCCUACCGAUCUGCGCGCAUCUCCACCCUAGAGAUCGCCAUUCGCGCUCAGGCCAAGAAGUUCCUCGCCCAUCCUCUGGUAGUACGCCAGCUGGAAGCCAUCUGGGCCGGCACCAUCGUCUUCCACUCCGCAGCCGACAAUCUACACCGGAAGCCAGACUCCCCUCAACAGCGUGGGUACAACACCCGCGAUGAUGCCUCCCCACGAACAGGCCCGUCCCGUCGCAUGUCGCCCACCAAGCCCGCGCCUCCACUCCCUCCGCCCGCUGCGCUCCUCCGCCGUACAGUGACCCUCUACGAUCCCCACGAUGCCUCCCUCUUCAAGCUCUCCCGUCUUCGUGUUCCCCGCUACCGCAACCUGUUCUCGACGCUUUCCUUCGCCAUUAUGCUAGGUCUAUUCUUGGCGGUGCUGGCUGAGAAGUCAGAGGACAUCACAGCCCUCGAGGUUCUGUUCUGGUUCUGGAGUGCUGGAUACAUGCUUGACGAAGUGGUCGGUUUCUCCGAGCAAGGCUUCGGUCUAUACAUUAUGAGUGUGUGGAAUGCCUUUGACUUGGGUAUCCUCCUCAUGUUCAUGGCCUACUACGUCCUACGCCUUUACGGAAUUCUCAUGCCCGAUGUUAGUCGCCAUAGUGUUGCUGCCAUGGCAUAUGACGUACUCGGAUCCACCGCUGUCCUACUCUUUCCUCGACUCUUCUCGGCACUGGAUCAUUACCGAUACUUUUCGCAGCUGCUCAUCGCCUUUAAGAUGAUGGCCAUGGACUUGGUUGCGAUUCUCGUCCUCAUUGUGAUAAGCUGCAGUGGUUUCUUCGUCGCAUUUAGCCUGGCCUUCAAGAGAGAUCUUGGCGCGUCAGACGCCGCAUACGCCAUUUUCCAGCUGGUCAUGGGUUUCACACCCGCCGCUUGGGAUCUCUGGGGUGAGGUCAACUUCCUCGGCAAGACUAUGCUUGCUCUGUUCCUCUUCAUUUGUCAUUUUCUUAUCGUCACCAUCCUGAUCACAGUCUUGACAAACUCUUUUAUGGCAGUCGUUAAGAAUGCCGACGAAGAGCAUCAGUUCCUCUUUGCCGUCAACACCAUCUCCAUGGUCAAGUCGGAUGCUCUCUUCUCCUACAUCCCGCCUACCAACAUCAUUGGAUGGCUAUUGAUCCCGCUCAAGUACACCAUGUCCUUCAAGAAGUUCCUACGCAUGAACCGGCUUGUCAUCAAGCUGACCCAUCUUCCUAUUCUGUUCGUAAUCUUCUUUUACGAGCGUGUUCUUCUGUCACAUCUAUCAUACGGUCCAACUGAUCUGGUUGAACAACGGGGUCGGGCUGAAUCCAAAGCGCCUGUGCCUGCGUUCAGCAUCCGAGGCCCUACUGAGCUGUUCAGUCCGCGCCUGCGCGAGCCAUCCGUCACUACCUUCCAGAAGGACCAGGCACUCGAGGAGGUGUUCCGGCGACCUUUCCGCGACUCUAGCUUCCAACCGACUCCCCGCUACCCAACACCUAGGAGGAACUCGGGCAACGUCGUAUCCGAUUGGAUGAGGAAAAUGGGCGAUGAUGAUGAGAACGAACCACCUCAGGACGACUCGCGGUCAGUUUUGGACCGACUUGAAGGGCCCAAUAGGCCACAUCUUCGGCGAACGAAGACCGCCGGCCAGCCAAGGCGCAGGCAUCCACUCGCUACCAGGACGGUGGUUUCUGACCCUGAUGACGCUGGGACUCCAUUGACCCCAGCUAUAGCAGAGGAAGAAGAACCAGAUCUGAGUCUUGCUAUGGUCAUGGAAGAGGUGCCGCAGCAGACGGAUGCUGAUGGAGACGACGAGGAUGACGACGCAAGUUCUGAUCAGCAAGUUACUCCACGGAUUGAGGCAAGCCAGAAAGACAGCAAGAGGCCUCAGACAGGAUACCAAUCUUCUGAAGACGAGUCCUUCCAAACGCCAAUGGCUGUCUUGCCCAAGUCGCAAAGCCGUACACCCGCCAUUGUGGCGUCGCCCUCUGAUUCCAGCUUCAAAUCGAAAACGCCUUUGUCACCUAGCAAGAGGCGAUUCAAACCGGGACAUGCCCGUAACACUUCCACAAGCACGAUCCUCUUCAGCCCUGUCAAGGAGACUAUGAACGUUUCCCGCGCUCCAUCCCCCGAAAAGCGACCAAGGACAGGCGUUCGCAGUGGAACAGCCACUGGUACGGCCACUCCCGGACGUCUCGACGGUUCGAGUGGCACAGGGGCCAAAACUCCAAAGCGUACUAGUGUCCCACCUCUUGCGGCUCCUUCUCGUCCUCGUGCCAUUAUGCCACCACGCGGGAUAUCGUCCAACCUGCUGUCUAGAAGCCACGGAGCACGCGAGCCUUCGUUCAACGCUAUUGCCCUGGAUCUGGCGUCAGACCUUGGAGACAAUAACCUCAAUCCCAACUUUGGCAACCUCAACGGACUACCUGCAUCAUUCACCACGCAGUUCGAGAUGGCUGCUAGAAUGAAGGCACACGAGAUGCAGAAGGGCAGCGACAACGACUCGGAGUCCAACCGCAUGAGCAGGAUUAUGCUUGCGCGAAUGACUACACUCGAGGAAGGUUUCCGCGACAUGCUUCAGGAAGUCAAGGGACUCAAGCAAGGCGACAGUCAGAUCGGCAGCCGCGGUACGCAAUCGCCACCGAAUGAGCUGGCUGCGAAGAAGAAGGGCAAAGCGAAGAAGAAGAUGAGUAUCCGACGAAGUGAUGAAGAGCCAAGAAUGGGCUCCAGUCUAUAA